AUGUCUUUCCUUGGGCUGCUGCUCUCGCUCCUUCUGCUGACCUCAUCACUGCUGCAGCCAACAUCAUCACACUCGGUGUUGAAAGAUAUUAAAAACCAUGCUGAUAGAGAAAAAAUGCGUAUGGCAGAUGUGAUCCUGUCCUCCCUGAAUGCAUCUACUACCUGCCUGGAGAAGAAGGGGGAUCUCUUUGUGGAUGACUUGAUUUGUCUCCGAAUUCUGCAAGCGUAUGUCAAAGGCGUUACUGAGCCAUGGGCCAGGAACUCCGUGAUGGAGCCAAUAAGCAAAAAGAUGAAGACAUUCUCCCUGAAACUGGAGGAGCUUUUCAACAGAUCCAGUUCUCAUCUGUUCGAGGCUUUAUCUAACAACCUAAGCGAAUUUGAAUGGAUCAUCCAAGCAGAUUUCUGGAAGGUUCCUCAACCUUUGCUCCUUACCCAUGACACAAUGAUUCUUAAUGUUUUAAGCCUCCCAGAACCUCUGAAGGCGAAUAUAAGUGAGGAAUGCAUAGUGAAUCUACUGCAGAGCAGUGGUCACCCCGAAUCUUGCACAUACUCAGACACCUGCAGGUACAUAGUGACCAAGCCUGUCAACACACACGGCCAGAGAAUCUUCCAGCUGAUGUACUUCCUUUUCUCUGAAAUGAUUGGUUGCACAAAUGGGAUGUUUGCAAACACCCAAGACUACAUGAACUUCUUCUGUACCAACUUGAUGGAAGAGAAUAUAGAAAUUGAAAACAGCAAAUACCACAGUUCCUAUCGCGAUCAUUUUUUGGAAACCACCAUGCUGUGUGGAACUGCUGGAUUCUUUGAUUUUUACAAAUCCCACUGGUUUGUGAAUAUCUUCCACUGGCAGAAGGCUACAGACGGAUGCUUCAGCACAGCUUAUGAUUCAUCUCUCCAUGGUACUGCUCUUGCGAGUGCAGUGCUAGGUGGCUUCCUAUAUGCCUUGGAAAAGUACCCACAAGCAUACGGACAUCUACCCGACCUACAGAGACAAUUACCAAGGUUAAAUUUCCCUUGA
This is a messenger RNA of Elephantulus edwardii (Cape elephant shrew), 1017 nucleotides long. Its product is annotated as UPF0764 protein C16orf89-like. The coding region runs from base 1 to 1017 and encodes 338 amino acids. Lineage: Eukaryota; Metazoa; Chordata; Mammalia; Macroscelidea; Macroscelididae. The record is from RefSeq and is a predicted model, not a curated record. The transcript has 7 exons. Gene Ontology annotation, cellular component: membrane; cytosol.